AUGUCCAGUAGCGAAAUUCCAUCAUCGCCGCAAGGUGCAACCAGUAUAGAACAUCAUGCCACUUUUUCAUUCAACAAUAUGGCAGCCAUGAGAGAGGAUAUUGUCGAGGGUGCAAACAGUGUGGUUGGUGGAGGUCAAACAGCAGUUCACUCAGCUCUCACUGGUACCUCUCUCACAGAUGGAGCAUCAGCAACAAGUUCCUCCACUCUUUCAGCCUUUGCUGUUAUGAACAGACUCCAGACACAAUUGUUUGCCCUUAUUGUAGCAUUACAAUCGAGUUCAAAACAGUCCUCAAUCAUGUUUUGGAUAUUGUCCUUUCUUUUCAACAUUCAUGCCAUGUGGGUGAGUAUAUUCAUCCCAACACUGGGUGGAAUGAAAUUUGGAGAGUAUGGAGAAUGGAUAUUCACAGUUGCCAACUAUCCCCUAACUCUCUCAUUGAAUUUAGUUCCCUAUGAAGGGAUGAUUGCUUUGGUUUUCAUUGUGUGUGCCUCUCUGUUACUCUAUAUCGCACUAUUGUUCACCACCUAUAAGAGAAUUAUUAAUACGAGAAGAUUUUCAGAUUGGUUCUUACAGGCGACACGAUUCUUCAACUUUGUAAUUUUGAUUGCUUGUGGCACCAUGACGUUUAUUUUGACGAGCUUGGUGGAUUGCAGUACCGUAACCGUGGGUAAUGAAGGUAACUCAAGCAUUGAGCUCUCUCGUUAUGAUGGAAAAGCUUGUUACGAAUCACCCAACGUCAUAUUUCUCGCAUUUUCAUUGAUUGCAUUUAUCAUUCUCAUUCCGUGUGUGGCAUUGUCAGCCAUGAUCUAUAGAAAUAGCCAUCCCUUGAACAAAUCCUUAUUUACGAGCAUGAAUAAUUACGCCAUCAUGGUGUUGUUGGUAUUGAAUUGCGUUGAAAUUAUGACUGUCUUCUUAAUACCCAACCACAUGCCUCAUAUUCGUGCCAUUGCUCAUGUCCUGAUUUCAGUUAUUUGGCCUUUACUCUUUGUAAACAAUUUACCCUAUUUCCGAAAAGCCAUUAAUUCCAUAUUCUUUGGUGCCAGUUGUGCCAAAAUUGGUGCAUCUAUUGGAGCUAUAAUCACUGUUUUUGUGAACACUCAAAAUUCCAAUAACCUUGGCUUGUAUUUGAUGGCUAUGACUCUUGGGCUCAUUCUCUUUGGUUUCCUUAUUGGUUUUGUAGGGAUGCAAAUUUUUCUAACAGUCGUCCACAGACAAGUUCACAAAAUUGUGACCGAAAAUAAGGAAAAUCUCUCACAAGUGUUGCAAAUCUUUGAAAAGAAGAAACGAUGGUUAAUCAUGUAUUUACACUUCUCAAUCAUUAGACCAAAGAAGGCUUCGGACUCUGAAGAUGUCGUACUCUCAUUAGCCAAAGUGAUUGGUGCCAAUAAGAAUCAAGCUCAACAACAUACAUCCUUGUUGUUGAUGAGUGCUCUCAUUAUUGCAUAUACUUGGCAAGACGGUAACUCUCAUUCCUUUGCCAUGUAUAUGUUUAGAAGAUGUAUGAAAAUGUCGAAUAAUGUGUUUGCACGAUUUCAAGUACAUGAAAGAUCAAGAGAAGUUGAAUUGGAUGAAACUUCUUCAUCCAGCGCUCUGAAAUGUAUGACUGAAAGUAAGCAUGUAUUGGAUAGCUUGGAACGAUUUGAAGAUGAAUUGAGAACACUUCAUAUUCACUUUUGGAAGGAAUUAUUGUGUGACAUCCCCAACGACGUCAAAUUGGAGUACAUCAAUAGAAGAUGUGCUGAUUUAAAUAGCCACAUUGAAGACACAUACCAUAAUCUCAUGCGUAAAUAUCGUAACGAAAAGAACAUUAUCAGAAAGUAUGCCAAUUUUUUGGAAACAUUUCGCUUUGACAAGGAGACAGCUCAAACACUAUUCGCAGAAGCCAAUGAACUGGAAGAAGAGGGGUCUAAAUACAAUUUUGUAUCUCCUACAGCCCACAAUAAGUACAUGGUCAACAGAAGAAUUUCUGUUGUGAGCCAGCGAUUCGAACAACAAAUAUCCAGCUUUGAGGGAGAUCUCAAUGAAGAAUUCAAUGGAGUUGAAACAAAGGACUAUUCCAAAAAGGAUGCUGUUUUGAAGAAUUCUCUCAGAUAUUUAGAAAACAGCAAGGGAUAUUAUGUUUUCUUGGUAAUAUUCCUUUUAUUCUCCUUUUUUGUACUUCUGACCUGUGUGGCAGUCUCGCUCUUUGGAACUGUUAAAACUGGUACUGACGUACAGUAUGUUUAUAAGAUGUGCAAAGGAUCAUCUGUCUCGGUUGCUAUCCUGAGAGAGCUCAGAUUUAUUCAAAACCUCAACAAGUAUUAUCAAAAUGGCUUCACAAUUCGAAAUGACAAAAAACUUGUGGUAGAUCUUGUUACAAGUUCACACAAACAGCAUCUAGUAACAUACAAGUCAUUCAUGGCUGACAUCGUUGAACAAGCUCAGAAAAACCAACUCAAUGCGGAUGCCUAUGCCAAGCUUGUUAACGACUCUGUGUCUGUUCUCUUUCCUUUCACCACAGCAAGAAACAGUUCAAAAGGAGAAGAGCUAGUUUUUACUGAAACCUAUGUGAAGAAUAGUUCCAUGAUCGAAAUGUCUAACUAUCUACUCACAGGUAUCAAUAAGUUUAUUGAAUGGAACAUUGAGGACUACAACCAAACUAUUACAGAUUUCAACUUUAUGUAUUUAUGGAGAAAUAGAAAAAAUUCUCGAGAUGCAUUUGAAACGUUUUGUGAAUCCAUUGUGGCAAGCACUGAAAAAUUUCAUGCAACCUUUGUCAUGUCCUUUGCCAUUGUUUAUUUCACGAUCAUUAUGAUGUAUAUUGUUGGAUUUGUCAUCUUCCUUGGCGCCAUGCUGAAAUUGAUGAUCAGUACCAAACAAGUUUCCAAAUUAUUCAACUCGGCACUCUCAAAGAAUAUCAUUGGAAAAGUUUAUCAUGAUUUGCGAAUUAAGAAUGAUGAGGAUGUAAAAGUACAUUUACCCAAAUCCCAACUUUCAGCCCCAAGAUACAUAUUCUUGUUUAUGGGUGUUUUCACUUUGCUGUGCUGUAUUUUGAGUGGUGCCAUGAUGGUAGUAGAGUCGAACAUUAAUUACACAGGAGUCUCUCUGACGAUGAACAAUAUCAUUCAUGGUACAGCAGUCAUGAGACACGUUCACCGUACCAAUUUCAAGGUGGGAGAGUAUUUCUCAUUUCUUGGUAGUCCGCCUUCUUUUGUGAAUGAACCAUCAUUAUUGAAAGAGGAAGAUUUAACAAAUUCCUCAGCAGAUGUGAAAACAUUUUUGAGCUAUUUAUUUAAGGAAUGGAAUAUUCUGAUUUAUGGUGGUGGACAAUUUCCUCCCUCUGUUGGUAAAUAUAAGGAAAUUGACGAUUUGGUAGCAGGUAUUAAAAACUGCACCCAAGCUGCCAGUAAUAACGCAACUAACACAGUGGAAAUGUAUACACAACGUUAUUGCACCGGUUUGGAAGAAAUGCUCACUGAAUACUCGAAAAAGGUAUCCAUUUUCGAUGCUGAUUCUCAAAACAGUGCCUUUACAUCUAACACUGCUUCCAUGUUCCACAACUACAUGGAUGUUUUCUUCACUGGUUCUAUUUUAGGAGAGAAAAUAAUCGACUUUAUGGACCUCUUUGUGAAAUACUCUGCACAACCAUCGGUCAUUCUUACCAUUUUGUUUGGAAUUGGAUGUUUUGUUUUGAUGAUCGUCGUUUUCUAUGGCAUGCUCUAUCAAUUGGAAAAGCAUAGAUUACAAUUGAUUAACAUGCGAAUGAUGUUAAAUUACAUUCCAUGUGAUGUCAUUGAUAGUAGUGAACAACUUCGAAAUUAUAUUCUCUACAGUAUCAUUGGAAGCUCCAAUGAAAAGAAGACUAAGAAAAAUCAAGUUCAAUCUGCAGACUCAGAUAAUGCCAACGUGAAAGGAGUGUUGAACGCAUCCGUAGAUGGGGCCAUUUUGUGUACACAAGACGGAACGAUUGAAUUUGUCAACUCUUCCACACAAAAGAUGUUUGGAUUUGCCACCAAAGCGGACGUUGUUGGUGUUUCAGUUGUGACAUUAUUCGACAAGGAACAAUCACAUCUCAUUCAAAACAGUAUCAAAGAAAUGAAUAAGGCACAACUAGAUGUCACACAUUCUGAAGUUAUUGAAUCAACUUGUUUGAGAAAGAACCAAACCAAAUUCCCAGUGAAAAUUAAUAUCUUCUCAGUCAUGUUCGAUAAUGGUAUUCCAAUGAUCACUUUGAUUAUUAAGGAUAUCACAGCAGAGAAGAAACAAAAUGUUGUUCUCGCUGAAGAGAAAGCAAAAUCAGACAUGUUAUUGAAGAAUAUCUUGCCAGAGGCUGUUGCUGAACGUCUUAAAGCAGGAGAGACCUUUAUUGCAGAACGAUUCACUGAUAUCACUUGCUUCUUUAGCGAUAUGGUUGGUUUUACCAAGAUGAGUUCAUCUAUGAAUCCUAGCCAAUUGGUUGGUAUGCUAAAUACCAUUGUGAAUGGAUUUGAUUCUCUCACCGAUACUUAUCAAUUAGAGAAGAUUAAAACGAUUGGAGAUGCGUACUUUUGUGUUGGAGGUAUUAGUGGUUCUUUAACAUCAGAUCAUCCAGAAAGAGUAUUGCAAUUUGCAAUGGCCACUUUUGGAGUCCUUCGAGAAUUUAACGCAAGCUCUGAGAUGGAAACACAAGUUGAAAUUCGUAUUGGUAUCAAUACAGGUGGAGUGGUAGCAGGAGUCAUUGGAAAGAAAAAGUUCACUUUUGAUAUUUGGGGCGACACCAUCAACGUCGCUAGUAGAAUGGAAUCGACAGGAGUACCAGGUCGUAUUCACAUCAGUCGUUCCACAUAUGAACGUGUGUAUGAUAUGGGUUUGGAAUUUGAAGAAAGGAAAAUAGAAGUUAAAGGAAAGGGAGAAUGUCAAACCUAUUUACUGGCAGCGAAACAUCAUCAGCAGUCCAUUGUGACCAAAUAA
Molecule: messenger RNA, 4929 nt
Organism: Naegleria lovaniensis
Lineage: Eukaryota; Heterolobosea; Eutetramitea; Acrasida; Naegleriidae
Exons: 4
Coding region: 1-4929 (1642 amino acids)
Biological process (GO): intracellular signal transduction; receptor guanylyl cyclase signaling pathway; cGMP biosynthetic process
Molecular function (GO): guanylate cyclase activity; peptide receptor activity
Source: RefSeq, a predicted model, not a curated record